Messenger RNA from Fonsecaea erecta, 1440 nucleotides. RefSeq lists its product as hypothetical. NCBI's taxonomy places the organism in Eukaryota, Fungi, Ascomycota, Eurotiomycetes, Chaetothyriales, Herpotrichiellaceae. Gene Ontology annotation, biological process: naphthalene catabolic process; glutathione metabolic process. The transcript has 4 exons. Gene Ontology annotation, cellular component: peroxisome; mitochondrion. The record is from RefSeq and is a predicted model, not a curated record. Bases 1 to 1440 code for a protein of 479 amino acids. Gene Ontology annotation, molecular function: glutathione transferase activity; 2-hydroxychromene-2-carboxylate isomerase activity; glutathione peroxidase activity.
AUGGCUCGCGCGGCCCGGCCCACGCUACAGUUCUACUACGAUUCAUCUCUUCCUGGGGGAGCUAACAGCGUCGAAGCCCUCGCCCGCCGGACCGAGGCUGACCUGAUCUGGACGCCGGUGCUCCUGGGCGCCAUCUACCGCGAGACAGCGGCCCCCCAGGGCGCCGGCGGCUCGGCCUCGGACGUGUUCAACCCGACCAAGAAGCGGCUGACGGCGCGCGCGACCCGCCGCACCCUGCAGCGCACCGGCGUCGAGCUGAACUGGCCCUCCGUGCACCCGCGCAGUCCCGUCCUGGCCCUGCGUCUGCUCCACGCCGUCCCCACCGCGGACCGUCCGGCCCUCUCGCACGCCCUGUUCCGCGCCUACUGGGUCGACGACCGCGACAUCACGAGUAAGGAUGUGCUCUUGGACGUGGCGCGGCGGAGUGGCGCGUCGGGCCUGUCGGAGGCCGUCUUUGACGACAAGAACGCUCAGGACGCCCUCCGCGCGGCGACCGCGGAGAUCAUCGCGCGCGGUGCCCCCGGCGUGCCGGCGUUCUGGGUCGCGGGGGAGAAGUGGGUGGAUGAAAACGGCACGGCGCAGCAGGGCCGUCUGUACUGGGGCCAGGACCGCAUGCACUUCGUCGAGGCGUCCCUGCUCGCCCUGCGCCGCGGCUGUGACUACGCCCAGGUGCCCAACCUCCCGGCCCUGCAGCCCCGAUGCGCGCCCGGCCCGGCCGUCGGCCAGAAGAAGGUCGAGUUCUGGUUCGACUUCAGCAGUCCCUGGGGGUUUCUGGGGUGGACGCAGUUGGACCGGUUGAGGCGCCAGUUCGGGCCCGACGUCGAGAUUGUCAUGAAGCCCUUUCUGUUGGGCGCGCUGUUCAAAGCAGUCGGUGCCCCGAAUGUCCCCAUGGAAGCCGUGUCGCAGGCCAAACGCGACUACAUGCGCAAAGACCUGGGCGACUGGGUGCGUCACUGGAACGGCGUCAACGAGCAGCGCGGCGCACACGACAAGCCCGUGCAGUUCCGCUGGCCCAGUCGGUUCCCGCUCCGGACGCCCACGGCCCUGCGCUGUGCCAUUGUGGAUCCGUUCCUCACGCCCUUGCUCUUCCGAGCCUGCUGGGAGCGCGACGUCAACGUGUCCGACGACAAGGUGUUGGCCGAGUACCUCACGACGGCGGGCUGCGACGGGGCCGGUCUGCUCAAGAAGGCCUCGUCGCAGGCAGUCAAGGACGCCCUGCGCAACAACACCCAAGCCGCUGUCGACGCCGGGAUCUGCGGUGUGCCGUCGUACCGCGUGUUCGAGAAGACGCACGCUGGCUGGGUAAGCGAUGGUGUCGAGGGUGGCGUCAUCUGGGGCCAGGACGAGCUGGUCGUCGUCGAGGACCUGGUCGCCGGCUGGAAGCAGCAGGAGAGUUCCGUCGGAGGGUAUGAUAGGCCUGCUGCGGCCUCGCGGAUGUAA